Molecule: messenger RNA, 2194 nt
Organism: Danio aesculapii
Lineage: Eukaryota; Metazoa; Chordata; Actinopteri; Cypriniformes; Danionidae
Exons: 7
Coding region: 1071-1733 (220 amino acids)
Source: RefSeq, a predicted model, not a curated record
AAAAAAGUUUUUCAACUUUUCUGUUACAGGUGAUAUGAGACAAGGACAUGUGGAAAUGAUUCCUUGAGGGUUUUACUGCGGAGAGAUUCUGUCGUUUUUGCAUGGAAACAAGAACUGAGGUUCAGCACACAGAAUAUUUUGGUUGCCGUGAAGUCCCAAAGUCCUGAGGAUUUUUAUCCAACUUUAUAUGAUGUCAUUACAAGAGAAAACUUUCCUAAGGGUUAUUCUGACAGAAGGGGACAUAAGGAAGGUCUCCCUGGACAAGAAACCUGUUUCAGUUGAAAACUUGGUGGUUGCUUUAAAAGAGAGUUUGGGAAUUCAUUACAGCUUUUCGCUUCAGUAUGAAGAUCAGUACUUUGGGAAUGCACUUUGCAACCUAACUGAUAUAUCGGAGCUUCAAGAUAGAGCUACACUGAAAAUCAUCCCUAUAAUUGAACUAGUAACAAUGGAUCAAGAAGAAGUACUGGAUGACUCUGCAAGCACAGCCGACACCGAAAUACUUUCUACCUCCUCACAGGAAAGGAAAACGCAAUGGCCAAAAGCGUUCGAAAUCCCUUCUUUCACAGUCGAUGUCGAAUACCGCCUGCGACAGGGUAACCUGGCCUAUCUCAAGGACACCACAUACCUCAAAAUGACCAAAGAACUUAAGCAUGACAUCCUGGAAAAACUGGCGGAAACUAUGUUUAGCUUCAAAGCCUAUCCAACAAAUGAUGACUAUGCACAGGUUGCUGCUGCUCUGGUAAAUAAGCACCCGUGUCUUCUGGAAAGUGGUUCAUCUACCAGCUGGGGGGGCUGGAAGAACAGUUUAAAAUUCAAAAUGGGUAAUUAUAGAUCCAGGAUGAGAAACUUGGGACACCCUGAUGUAACCAUUAAUGGAGGAAAGAGAGGCAUGAACAACCCUGAAGGAGUGCCAUCAAGAAAAAACAUAAAGAAGCCAAAAAAAUGUGAAAUCAACUUUCUGCCAAGCUUUCCAGAAGGACAAAAUGAUGACACCCUUGAAUUGGUUCCAAAAGAAAUUCAACAAGAAAUGAAGAUAAAAAAAACCCAAUUCAUCCCUUCUAGCACAAAAGAUGGACCUAACAUUUGCGCUUAGGCGAAAGGAGAUUGUCGAGUCCACACCUGCAAUCAGUGAUGUGCUUGAACGUUGGCCUGCCCUUUUCCGUGAGCCUCAGGUUUGCAUGGAGUUCAACAGAAUUACGGGCAAAAAUCUAAAGCAGGAAUUCUACGAAAACCUGGACAGACACAGCUCGCGGUUCAUGGACCUUUUUAAAAGCAAAAGAGGGAUUCCGGGCCAGCGCUUGUUAAACUUUUUACAGCAAAUAAAGUCAGCCCAGCCAACUGAUGUCCGAACCCUUGUUCUUCGAGGACUGCCUAUCAUGCUCGGAGAUGAUGACUCUUCUUUCUUCAAGUCAUGUUUAGUGUCUGAUAAUCGCAACACUAUCCUUGAUGUGCCAGUGGGGAUCCUUUUGGAAAACACUGAUCUUCAGCCCUCCAACUCCUUGCAUUUGACUUCUUCGAUUGGAAUCAUUCUUGAAGGCCAAGUGGUGAUGGACAAAAUGCAGGACCUCCCUCAGGCAAUCUGUCUUCUUUUUGGUCUGAUUUAUGCACUAGACCUGAAUUACCCAAAAUCAUUGGCCAACACCUUUGAUUUCAUCCAGCGUGUUCUAAUGUUAUUGGGACAGAAUGCCCUCAAGCCUAGAGUGCAGUCUCUGGCAAACCAGCUUUCUGCCUAAACGUCACGGUGAUACCUAAACAGAAAUCUUUUUUUUCUCCCCUUGAUUUACUUCAUUUUUUGAGGAAUAAAAGUGUUUAAAUGGUUAACUGCAGAGUUAUACAAUAGUUGUUCAAUAGUUCAUUUGGAAUAUUGUUACACCAUUGUAGUGUGGUUGUGAACCAGUAGUAUUUCCACUAUAGUAUACUGCAGUUUGUACUAUAAUACUGUGAAAUUUUGGUUAAUGACACUGUUGAGUAUUGUUUUAUAUUAGCUCGCUAUGUUUGCACAGAGUUGAUUGUAAUAGUUGUGUUUACAUUACCAUAGUUACUUUAUACUUGAGAGAAGUAUAUAUGUUCAGAGUUGUACAAUUAAUGUACUGAACAUGUAAUUUUUUUCAUAGCCACCUCCAAAGUGUGGCUAUAACCCAUUUGCAUUACAGUAUUGUUUAAUGUAUUUUCAUUAAUAGUGUGACAUUUUGUC